Sceloporus undulatus (fence lizard) is the source of this 1248-nucleotide messenger RNA. RefSeq names its product transcription factor HES-1-B-like. Gene Ontology annotation, molecular function: DNA-binding transcription factor activity, RNA polymerase II-specific; RNA polymerase II cis-regulatory region sequence-specific DNA binding; protein dimerization activity. Gene Ontology annotation, biological process: regulation of neurogenesis; regulation of transcription by RNA polymerase II; Notch signaling pathway. Lineage: Eukaryota; Metazoa; Chordata; Lepidosauria; Squamata; Phrynosomatidae. The record is from RefSeq and is a predicted model, not a curated record. Gene Ontology annotation, cellular component: nucleus.
AUGUACCACGGCUUCGAGGUCCCUUUGGCUCAGCCUGGGGGCGUGGCUCGUGGGCGUGGCUGCGCCUGGGUGCCGCCCUCCCAUUGGCCGGGCGAGUGUGGGAAAGGGCCGGCGGACGCUUUCACACGAGCCGAUCGCGUGCCCCGCUGCGAGGGAGGGAGGGGCCGCAGCCGUCGGCGGACCUUAAAAGCCCCGGACACCAACGGAGCCAGAAGCAGAGCCAGAGGCAGGCUCCGCGGGAGGGAAGGCAGGGGCUCCUCCUCCUCCUCUUCCAGCCCCAGCAGCAGGAUGCCCGGCGCGGAGCAGGUGCUGCAGCUGCUGAUGGAGACGCAGGGGCCCCCCUCGGACAAGCCCCGCCCCGCCGCCGCCGCCCCCGCCCCCCAGGGAGGGCCCUCUGAGCCCCGGAAGUCCUCGAAGCCCAUCAUGGAGAAGCGUCGCAGGGCGCGGAUCAACGAGAGCCUGGCCCAGCUCAAGACCCUCAUCCUGGAGGCCCUCAAGAAGGACAGCUCCCGCCACUCGAAGCUGGAGAAGGCCGACAUCCUGGAGAUGACCGUCAAGCACCUGCGGAGCCUCCAGCGCCCCCAAGUGUCCGCCGCGGUGCUGAAUGCAGAUCCCACGGUGCUGGGCAAAUACCGUGCUGGCUUUAAUGAGUGCGUGAACGUGACGCGCUUCCUCUCCACCUGUGAGGGGGUUACCGCCGAGGUUCGCACCCGCCUCCUCAGCCACCGGGCAGUGCAUGACCAGAUCAACGCCAUGAACUACCCGGCCCCAACCACCACGCCCCCUCGGCCUCUUUGGGCAAGCCUGGUCCCAAUCCCCACAGCACCAGCACCCCCGACGGCAGCGGGCUCCUUGCAAGCCGUCCAGCAACCCAGUGGCUCCCGGGGAGACCCCAAAGGUCACGGCGGCUUCCAGCGUCCCGCCUCCAACGGGCAGUUUGCCUUCCUCAUCCCCAACGCAGCCUUCGCCCCCCACAGCAGCGCGGUCAUCCCGCUCUACGCCAGCGCAGGAAUUGGCUCGAGGGCUCCUCCCCACGCGGCCGUCUCACCCGGAUCGGGCCAGUCCCUUCCAGCGGACUCAAUUUGGAGCCUUGGUGAUGGGGCUGCACGGGACGCAGAGGGACUCUGGUUGGAGCAGAGCCUUGGGCGCUUGGACCUGGUGGCCCCCCGGGAGUGGCCAGGGUUUGGGGUCCUCUCCCUUCCUGGGGAGGGGGAGGGGGAGUGUGUGUUUGUGAAUCGACCGCCCUGA